Molecule: messenger RNA, 823 nt
Organism: Exaiptasia diaphana
Lineage: Eukaryota; Metazoa; Cnidaria; Anthozoa; Actiniaria; Aiptasiidae
Exons: 4
Coding region: 1-768 (255 amino acids)
Molecular function (GO): nucleic acid binding
Source: RefSeq, a predicted model, not a curated record
AUGCACGAAGACGAAAAGAAACGAAAAUAUGCCGAACGAGUCAACGAAAUUGAACACGGAACUUUUACYCCUCUCGUCUUUUCUACUACAGGAGGCACAUAUAGUUCUUUAAGUGACAAUGACCUUGAUUUAGCAGUAAGGCUGGCUCAAACUGAUCAUCAAAAUAUUGGGGUUAGAAUGUUAAAAGGCCAUCUACUAAGCAUGGGGCAUAGAGUGCAAAGAGAGCGAAUUAGGCAUUCACUCCUAACAAUUGAUCCCUCUGGAGCUAUGCAAAGGUGGAGGCAAACUGUUCAAAGAAGAAAAUAUAAUGUUYCCUCCCCUUUGGCAUUAUGGCACAUAGAUGGCAAUCAUAAGCUAAUAAGGUGGCGAAUCGUUGUGCAUGGUGGAGUCGAUGGUUUUUCAAGGAUACCAGUGUAUCUUAAAGCGUCAAAUAACAACAGGGCAGACACAGUCCUCCAUAAUUUUCUAGCUGCAGUUGAUGAGUAUGGAUUGGCAUCCCGAGUACGUUCUGAUAAGGGAGGGGAAAAUGUUGAUGAAUCCUGGAGUAUGCUGACACAUCCACAACGAGGACCAGGAAGAGGAAGCAUGAUUACAGGCAAAAGCACUCACAAUCAGCGCAUUGAAAGACUGUGGAGAGAUGUAUUUGAAGGAUGCCUCCAGCGGUUCUACGACAUAUUCUAUGAGCUAGAACAAUGUGGAUGGACAAAUCCAGAUGAUGAAAUCCACCUGUGGUGUUUACAUUAUGUCUUUUUUACCAGUUAUCAAUAGAAGGAUGGCAGUGUGGGCAAAUUCUUGGAUUCAUCACCCAUUGAGAACAGAAAAG